Cryptomeria japonica (Japanese cedar) is the source of this 3048-nucleotide messenger RNA. RefSeq lists its product as uncharacterized. Bases 428 to 2521 code for a protein of 697 amino acids. Gene Ontology annotation, molecular function: protein binding. The transcript has 3 exons. Gene Ontology annotation, cellular component: cytoplasm. The record is from RefSeq and is a predicted model, not a curated record. NCBI's taxonomy places the organism in Eukaryota, Viridiplantae, Streptophyta, Pinopsida, Cupressales, Cupressaceae.
AGAUGUUUGUUGGAAAGAGCAAGCGUGGAAGGCGCAAGGGCCGGUGAGGUUAGAGGAUUAAGAGGGGAGGCCCACACAAAGGGUACGGACCAGAAUUACCCAGAAACAGGGAAGAAUUUGACGGACCGCCCGUUGGAUUUCGAGGUCAGAUCUGGAUUAAACCUUUCAAUGGAGGUUUGUUAAGACCUCGUAAAAGAAAUUUGGCUUGGGCUUUUGGGCCCCAGGGGGAAGGAUCGAAUCGAAUUUAGCCUUUUCCUUUUGCUGUGUUUUUCUUUCUUUCUGUUGCGAAUCUCUGCUCAGUUUCGCUUUUACACAAGGAAUAAGUGUUUGGGCAGGCGAGAAGAGGCUUUUUAAGGGCGCCAAUGUCUUGAGGUGCAUGUUUUUCUUGUUUAGGUUCAGCCCAAUUGCUCGGCCCUGAUUGCAGAAAAUGAUGAUGGCCCAGGAGGAUGUGAUAAAAUAUGUGCACAGUCCGGUGCACAGCGCCGUUGUGCGUCGGGACUAUGAUGCCCUGAGGCGGAUCAUUGCGGGGCUGCCGCGGCUCGUCAAGGCCGGAGAAGUGAAGACGGAGGCGCAGUCGAUUGCUGAAGAGCAAAGGGCAGACGCAAUAUCUGCUGUAAUCGACAGGAGGGAUGUACCAGGGCGUGAGACGGCGCUGCAUUUGGCGGUGCGCCUGGGGGACGCGACGGCCGCAGAGAUGCUCAUGGCCGCCGGUGCGGACUGGAGCUUGCAGAAUGAGCAGGGGUGGAGUGCCCUGCAGGAGGCCGUGUGUGCCCGUGAGGAAGCUAUUGCGAUGAUCAUCAUGCGGCAUUAUCAGCCUCUGGCCUGGGCUAAAUGGUGUCGCAGGCUCCCCCGCCUGGUUGCCACCAUGAGGCGCAUGCGGGACUUCUAUAUGGAGAUUACUUUCCACUUCGAGAGCUCUGUUAUCCCCUUCAUCGGUCGCAUUGCGCCCUCUGAUACUUAUAAGAUAUGGAAGAGGGGUUCUAAUUUGAGGGCCGAUAUGACCCUGGCAGGGUUUGACGGGUUUCGCAUACAGCGAUCGGAUCAAAGCUUUUUGUUCCUCGGGGACGGCAGCGAGGAUGGGAGGAUUCCGCCUGGUUCGCUCUGUAUGCUGUCGCAUAAGGACAAGGAAAUUAUGAAUGCCUUGGAUGGGGCAGGGUCUCAGCCCUCCGAGGUGGAGAUUGCACAGGAGGUCGCGGCCAUGUCGCAAACUAAUAUGUACAGACCCGGGAUCGAUGUCACCCAGGCUGAGCUCAUUCCGCAGGUGAAUUGGAGAAGGCAGGAGAGAACCGAGAUGGUUGGGCCCUGGAAGGCUAAGAUCUAUGAUAUGCACCAUGUUAUGGUCUCUGUUAAGUCGAGGCGGGUUCCUGGAGCUAUGACCGAUGACGAGCUCAUUGCUGCCUCUUCCGAAGACAUCGAAACUGAGAGAGAAGAGCUGGAGGAUUACGAUGGGCUGCUUACAGAGGAGGAGAAGAGGCAAUUGGAGACUGCAUUGAAGAUGGAUCAUGUGGAAAUUGGGGAGGAUAUUGACACGGGACACCGGCGCAGUUGUUAUGGGAGGGAGGAAUUCUUUUUGGAGGAGGAAAGAAGCAGUGACAGCUUUAAUGCUUCCAAGCAAAACGGGAACACUGAGGUCAAGGGGAUUAAGGAGGAGAAGAAGGGCUGGUUUACUUGGGGAAAGCGAAAUGGGAAACAGGAGAAUGGGAAGAAGACAAUGGUGCCUCCUAGGAAUUCUUUGAGCGUGGAUGGGAAGGUUAGUGAUCUGUUGGGUGAUUCAAAUUCAAGAAAUAUGAAGAAGAAUGGCAGGAUUUCGCCUGAAAGGGGCCGAAGAUCUGUUGAUGUAAGGCCUACUGAUUACAAGCUAGAGGAUUACAGGAAAGGGAAGGAGAAAGAUAGUAGAAAGUCAGUUAGUAUAGACGCUACAGCUCGCAGGCGGCGCAUGGCAACCAUUAAUGAUAUCGGACAUGAAAAUGAGUACAAAAAGGGAUUGAGGCCUAUUCUGUGGCUCACACCUCAGUUUCCUCUUCGCACGGACGAAUUGUUACCACUGCUGGACAUUUUGGCAAACAAAGUUAAGGCCAUCCGCCGCCUCAGAGAAUUGCUUACUACAAAGCUUCCAAGUGGUACAUUUCCUGUUAAGAUUGCUAUUCCUGUAGUUCCUACCAUCAGAGUGAUUGUUACUUUUACUAAGUUUGAAGAACUGCAGCCUGAAGAGUUUUGCACUCCACCUACAAGCCCUGAGAAUAUGCAAGACAUGAAGAUGAAAGAUGGUGAUGCUGCACAACAACCUGCAAACUCAUGGUUUCAGUGGAUUAAAGGCCCAUAUAAUCGUGGUUCUGGUGUGUCCCUGAGCCCUGAAAGUUGUCCAGAAGAGGUUCAGGAUCCCUUUGUUAUUCCUAGGGACUACACAUGGACAACAAUAGAUGCAAAGAAAAAACGGCGAAAAGAAAAGAAACCAAAGAGCAAAAAAGGAAGGAGAGCAACUUUGAAUGAUACGGCAGAGAAUGAAGGUAUAAGUGGAUGAGGAGAGCCCUCGCAUUUCAAUUUGGAAUGCAAGCCCUCAAGUCUGAUUUAUUGAAAAGUUCGUUCAGCAGUGCAUCUUUCCAAGCAUAUAUUGCAGCUUAACACUGAAUACCGGGAUAUUGGGUCUUGCAAAAUAGUUCUGUAAAUUGAUGGGCCUCAUUUUAUUUUUUGACAAGCUAGUUAAUUUGUAUUUGGCCUCAACAAAUUUAGAUUUCUGGUUGAUUCUUACAUGACCAAAGGAGGGUUGUUAUCCCCAAGGCAUGAUGUAUAGAUAUGUGCAGUUCCAAUUUGGAUUCUGUUUCUCAAUUGAAUUUGGUAUUUGCAUAAAAUGGAUUUGUUUCAUUGUUCUGCUUGUGUCACUUACAAUGUAUUGCUAUGAAGGUCCUUUGAGUGUUCUUCAAGGAGGCUUCAAUAGCUUUGAUUCUGUAGCCUUUGCAUGUCUCUGCCUUUGAAUAUAAUGGGCGAGGCAUCGACAAGACCAUUAUCUUUUGUUUCAGUCUGAAGGAAAAUGCUCUUUUUUAUUCGGCA